Molecule: messenger RNA, 420 nt
Organism: Eutrema salsugineum
Lineage: Eukaryota; Viridiplantae; Streptophyta; Magnoliopsida; Brassicales; Brassicaceae
Exons: 4
Coding region: 1-420 (139 amino acids)
Molecular function (GO): zinc ion binding
Source: RefSeq, a predicted model, not a curated record
AUGGCGUCAUCUUCGAGCCAAAGGGCUUCUUCCGAGAAUUCAGGGUAUAGUUUAAGCAUGAGAACUUGUGGUGCGGAAGGAUUUAGAGGAAUGCCGAGAACUUGUAUUUGUGGAAGCUCCACUUGGAUAAGAACUUCAGGAACCUCAAAAAAUCCAGGAAGAUUAUUCCAUUGUUGUCCUAAUCGGACUGAAAAGGACAACUACCAUUUGUUUAAAUGGACUGAUGAAGGAAUGGUAGAAGAAAUUGAAGACAUGAAGAAAGAGAUUAAAGAUAUGAAGAAGGAGAUUGAAGAUAUGAAAAACAACAUGGAUUCUCUGAAAACCGAGAUACAAGGAUGUGAGAAAGAAAUGAAGGAGUUGGUGCUUACUUUUGUUUUUGGGUUUAGGGAGCUCUAUGUGUUUGGCUUCCUGUGUUUUUAG